UCGAAGCGUACAGAUCGUGGAAUAAUCGAAAACAAAUUUAAUUCGUCUAAAAUUACAUAAUGGAAUCAGGGCCAUACGGCGAAGCCGAUGCCCAGUCGGACGACAUAGACAGUGUGUAUAAAAUCGGUAUAAGUGUAGCAGGUGAUACGAGUAGAUUAUUAACAUCGGAAACGUUAAAAAAUGCUAUUAGCAAAAUUAAUAAAAUGGAAAGUGAUUUAACUAAAGUGAAUAAAAAAGAAAUAAAUAGUAAAAGUAAGGCAAUUAAAAAAAUAAAUCAUGAAAUGUUAAAAAAUGCAAUAAAACAACAAUCAAACAAUAAAACAGUUAAUGAUAGUGAAGGUAAUAAAAAAAAUAAUACACAAAAUUGGGCAGAAGAAAUGGAAGAAGGCGAAAAUAAUAAUGAUCAAAAUAUAUUAGAAGAAUAAAAAAAAAACAAGACAAUGCAUUAGUACCAACAAGGGUAUGCGUAAUAACGUUCAGAGGUCAACGUUUACCUGACCGUGUUUCGAUAUACGCUGUCAAAUGCAGGGUCGAAAUUUACAACAAAGUGACACAAUGUUUUAAAUGCCAAGG
This is a messenger RNA of Ctenocephalides felis (cat flea), 573 nucleotides long. RefSeq lists its product as uncharacterized. NCBI's taxonomy places the organism in Eukaryota, Metazoa, Arthropoda, Insecta, Siphonaptera, Pulicidae. The record is from RefSeq and is a predicted model, not a curated record. The transcript has 2 exons. Bases 60 to 425 code for a protein of 121 amino acids.